AUAAGCGAUUUCAACUGUUUCUCACUCGAAAGAUACUCGCCUCUUAUCGUUAUCAACAUUUUUUCGGCCGAGUUAUCGCAAUCUUUUUCAAUUGGCCGAUUGCAACGCUCGUGGAGAAAAAAGUCGCACGUUUGCAUAGAAACUGCAUACUCGUGAUCGUGUCAGAGCGCAGCUCUCGUGAACGCGUUAUUUGGGGACGGUCAGGGACGGGGAUUUCUCACUUGUGUCGUCUGCUCUCUUCAUUUAUAUUUGUGUAUUACUGUCUAGCAGCGCGCCGAGUACAUAUCGUUAUGCUCGAUAGCGGUUGAAGGAGCGAGGAUGUUGCUGUACACGCUAAUCGGCGGCUACAUGCUCACUUCGGUGAUACUGUUCAAAUAUCCUACUUUGUUGCAUAAAAAGAAGAAAGUGAAAUUUCUGUGCCAGCACAUCAGCCAUCGGGGUGGAGCAGGCGAGAGCUAUGAAAACACAAUGUGCGCAUUUAAACGAGCGGUGGCUAUUGGAACUCAAAUGUUGGAAUUGGAUUGUCAUCUUACCAAGGAUGGAGAAGUAGUGGUGUCUCACGAUCAGAAUCUCUUGCGUAGCACUGGUGUGGAUAAAAAUAUUUCCGAAUUGAAUUACAAAGAUUUGCCACUCUUAAAGCAACGUUUGCCAAUUGACUUUGAUCCAGAUGUGGAGUAUGUCGGUUCUCCAAGAGAAGAAGAUCGGCAAUUUGCGCUAUUACAAGAGGUCUUUGAAACAUUUCCCGAUAUUCCUAUUAAUAUUGAUAUUAAAAUCAAUGAUGAUCGACUUAUAUCAAAAGUUUCUGAUCUUAUUAAACAAUACAAUAGAGAAGAAUACACAGUUUGGGGAAAUUUUAGCGAUGAGGUCACACAGAAAUGUUAUAAAAUGAAUCCAAACGUUAACUUGUUAUUUUCAAUGCAACGUGUGACAAUGUUAAUAUUUCUUAUGUAUACUGGUUUAUUGCCGUUUAUACCAUUAAAGGAAACGCAUCUUGAAAUUUUCUUACCUUCAAUCUAUUUACGACGCAAAGGUGGCCCAAGCUCAACAUUUUUACCACUGGAAAAAUUGGUAGUGCGUACAAUUAAUGUGUUAUUAAUGAGACCAUGCUUAUUUAAUCAUUUAAGAGCACGGGGCAUACAUGUUUACUUUUGGGUUUUAAACAAAGAUGAAGAGUUUAAAAAAGCAUUCGAGUUGGGAGCGACCGGUGUAAUGACGGAUUAUCCAACAAGAUUGAAAUUAUUUUUAAAGAAUCAUAAAAUGGAGUGAAGUAUGGAACACAAUUUUAAAGAGUGCACAUCAGAUAUCAUGAACUAAUUGAAAAAAUUUGCGGAAUUAUUCACAUCUGAAAAGAGAUAUCUGCCAUAAUAAGCCAGAAGAUAUAUAAGCUGUACAGGAAAACAAAGUAGUAUAUUUUUUAUAAGGAAAGCAGAACUACUUGUUUACGUUCUGUGCAUAAAUGCCAACUUAAAAAAGAUUUGCCGUAAUUGCGACUUGUACAAAUCAAUUUGUUAGCAAAAUUGAACAUACAAUGUACUGCACAUUGUAGUUUACUACAUCACCAUUAAUCAUGCAGGCAUCCAUUCAUGGAAUAAGAUUGAUGUUUUAGCUCCGCGGUCUUUUCAAUUUUUUAUUUUAGUUUUUUUACUUUAAUAAGAUAUAUAUAUGUAUAUAUAUCUAAUGAGGCUUAUUAUUUUAUGUGAUGACUAGUUUGGAAGUAUAAAAUAACAUCAGUAUAAAUAAUUAUUUUGCACAUAGUGCAACACGUAGUUUAUCUAAUAAUACUUUGGCAAUUAGUAAUUUAAUCUGACAAAGUGAUUUUUAUACAGUAUACAGCAGAAUUAUAAUACGCACUUUGUUAUCUAAUUUGUUACUGGAAUCUAUCCACGGUCUCAGACUCCAUGUAUUGGAAUCUACUCGUUUGUGGGAUAAGCAUGCUUUUGUCUCCUCAUAAACCAAAGAACUGAUAUUUUCUACAUGUAGUCUACGUUCCUUCCCAAAACUUUUUAUUUAUGAUAUAUUUUUUCAUACUCAGAUUUAUUGUGAGGAAACAAUUCGCACGUCCUAAUAAAGUCUGCAUGCAUAUCCCAAUUUUUGGUACAAAAAAAAAAAUACCUAUUGAUUACUAUAUCUCUCUGGGGCCAGUAUUAGCUUAGCCCAGUAUUCAAAGGCUUCAAAUAACAUAUAGUCUGAUCUAUGGUGCAUUUGUUAAAUAAUUUUGAACAUUUUCAUAGAUUCAUGAAGAGUACAUUUUAUGUGAAAAAGAGUAAAAUCGAGCUAUGCAGAUCGUGAUAUGUCUUUAGUAUACAUAUAUGAGUGUGAUAUAAGAAAUUCCCUUUUCGUGAAAUGAAUGUGAUAAAAGUAGUAUCAGUAUCAUAAUAUUAACAAACUAAAAUUGAAAGCUAUAUAUAUGACUAAUCAUAACAUGUAAAAAUAUAAAUUUAUAUACACUUGCAAAUAUUGUAUUGAUGAGUAUGAUAUUUGCACUGUAUCUAUAUGAUAGUUAUGGCAUGAUACCAGUAUUAACUUUGUGUAAGUUAAUAUGUUGGAUAUACUUCAAGAUUUAUUGUUCUUUAAUGUUGUGAACACGUCUUUGAAAUAUGUCAUACAUAUUAAAUUAUAUCAUGUAUUUGCAUACAGGGCAUUUUACAGCUAAUAUAACUUGUAUAAUUGUCUAUAUGGAUAUCUAUAUGUUAAAUGUACUUUUCUAAUCUUUUAAACAUAGAAGCGGUACACUGAACGAUUAAACAAACAUUAUGUUAACAUAUUUAACUGCAGCUUGCACAUUU
Linepithema humile (Argentine ant) is the source of this 2786-nucleotide messenger RNA. Its product is annotated as lysophospholipase D GDPD1-like. Lineage: Eukaryota; Metazoa; Arthropoda; Insecta; Hymenoptera; Formicidae. Gene Ontology annotation, cellular component: endoplasmic reticulum membrane. Gene Ontology annotation, molecular function: phosphoric diester hydrolase activity; phosphatidylcholine lysophospholipase A1 activity. Gene Ontology annotation, biological process: glycerophospholipid catabolic process. The record is from RefSeq and is a predicted model, not a curated record.